CGUAUAUUUGCAUGAAUUGACCUUAUCAGUCUGUCUUCAACAUCAAGUGCAUGGUACAGCCUGCAUCCGGAUGUGACGAGAUUGUUACUGCAUUAUGCUCAGUGGGGAAUAUUUGAAGCCACACAAUAUUGCGGAGGAUAACGGAACCAUGGACAGGAUGUGUUGACAUAGUCGUCUUCAUUGGAUUCAAGCUUCCCUGUCCUGCUCUGGAUACAGUGAUGCAGCACUGAAUGGACAACUCGUGCCACCUGCAGAGUGACAACAUCCCAGAAACACCCACCAACAAUCUGGAGAGUCAUCUGCAACCAACCAACUGAGGGUUGAGAAAGACAUACAAGUGACAGCGAGGAAGUAAAACGAGGAAAUAUAAGAAUUCUGAGUUAUAGAGCUGGAGUGAAAGAAGACAGGAGGAUAAAGAGAGAAAGGGUGAGUUGUGGAGCUGCCUGAGUGCUGCAGUGUGGAGGUUGGAGGUCAUGGUGGGACGGGGCCUGUGGGUGUGUAAGCCCCGCUUUGGUAAGCGGGGGCGGUUCGGGGUGGUGCCUGCUCUCUGUGUGCUGAUAGUCAGUGCUGCUCUGCUAGCUCUGCUCUUUGUGGACUCCAUUGAGUCAUGGGCCACCUCCAUGAACAUGAACACAAUGGUAGAGGCGCAGGGGGGGAUCAUACCCCCACAAAGUGUCCCCCCAACCAGACCCGAGGAGUACCUCCUUAUGCCCAGCCCUCUCGUCUGCCAGCGUGCCAAACCCUACCUCAUCGCCAUGGUGACCUCCGCCCCAGCCAAUCAGAUGGCCCGCCAGGCCAUCCGGGACACGUGGGGUGGGGAGGUGGAGGUCAGGGGUCAUAGGGUCAUGACUUUGUUCAUGGUCGGGGUGGCCUCUGACCCUGGGCUAGCCAAGCUGCUGAUAGAGGAGGCCCGGGAACGAGGGGACCUGAUCCAAGGGCGCUUCUGGGACUCCUACUCUAACCUGACCCUGAAGACCCUCUCCAUGCUGAACUGGGCCCGACGCUUCUGCCCCCAGGCCCACUUCCUGGCCAAGGUGGACGAUGAUGUCCUGUUCAACCCCGGGGCCCUGCUGCGCUACCUGAACAGGAGUACCGUGACCAACACCUACGAGCAUGGGGACCUGUACCUUGGCCGGGUCCACCUUCAUGUGGCUCCAGACCGAGACCCAGACAGUAAGCACUACCUCCCUAGAGGGGCGUACCCUGCAUCUGUCUUCCCUGACUACUGCAGUGGCACUGCCUACAUCCUCUCUCGCUCCGCCCUGCUCAAGAUCUCCUUGACGGCCGCUGCCUCACCUCUGCCCACCCCUCUGCCCCCCGAGGACGUGUUUGUGGGUCUGUGUGCCCGUGCGGCUGGAGUGCUGCCCUCCCACUGCCCGCUGUUUUCUGGUGGGCCCGCAGUGCCCUACGGGCGCUGCUGCUACCAGGCCAUGGUGUCCAUCCACCACAUCUCCCCCAGAGAGAUGCUCCGGUUUUGGGCUGACAUCCACUCCCCUCCCCCCUGCUCCUGGCUGGGCCUGCGUGCCUCCCUGGGGGUCUGUAAAGUCCGGGCCAUGCUGGGGACCUUUCUGGGGGUGGAUCAGGGGCUGUGAGUGGGGUGUUGCCCUCGUGGAUAGGAAACUAUUGUGUUUUGGGGGCUGUGCCUCUGCCAGGAUUUCAAUACUGUGAAUAGCACAAGCGCUCUAUUUCAUUGGGUACGGUAAGGAAUCACUGUGCCCUAUGAAAAUGUGCUUUUAUUUUUUAUAGCUUUUUAGGAAUAUUUGAAUGUAUUUUAUGUUAUGUUAUAAUGCUGGCAUUUUGUCAAAGCUGAAGGAAUAUGAAUCAGUAGUUGAAGGGAAUUAGUGUGAAGAUAUAUUUAAGACUGUUAGAACACACAACAUACCAGUGUUUCCCAACUCCAGUCCUCCAGUAUCUCCAACAAUACACAUUUUAGUUGUAGCCCUGGGCAAGCACACCUGAUUUAACUUGUCAACUAAUCAUCAAGCCCUCAUUGAGUUGAAUCAGGGAGUUUGUCCAGGGCUACAACAAAAAGGUGUGCUGUUGGGGGUCCUGGAGGACUGGAGUUGGGAAACACUGCUGUAGAAAUGUAAAUAUUACUGACCAGGAAACACAUAACCUACAGGAUAUUUGCCAUUAAUGUAAGAAUUUAGAGUAAUGUUAUUAAUGCAUAAUGGAAUGUUAUACUAAUUAAAAUCUAAUUUUAUUUUUCACAUCCGCUUAAUACAACCGGUAUAGACCUUACAGUAAAAUGCUUACUUACAAGCCCUUAACCAACAAUGCAGUUUUAAGAGAAAUACAUGUUAAGUAAAAAAUAGAUAAGUAAGAAAUAAAAGUAACAAUUAAAGAGCAGCAGUAAAUAACAAUACCGAGGCUAUAUACAGGGGGUACCAAUGGUUAGUUGAGAAGUUUAGAAGCUGUUGAGAAACCUUUUGGACCUAGACUUGGCGCUCCGGUACCGCUUGCCGUGCGGUAGCAGAGAGAACAGUCUAUCACUAGGGUGGCUGGAGUCUAUACCACUGCCUGGUAUAGAGGUCCUGGAUGUCAGGAAGCUUGGUCCCAGUGAUGUACUGGGCCGUGCGCACUACCCAAGCAGUUGUCAUACCAGGCAGUGAUGCAACCAGUCAGGAUGCUCUCAAUGGUGCAGCUGUGUAACGUUUUGAGGAUCUGAGGACCCAUGCCAAAUCUUUUCAG
Salmo salar (Atlantic salmon) is the source of this 2691-nucleotide messenger RNA. The record is from RefSeq and is a predicted model, not a curated record. NCBI's taxonomy places the organism in Eukaryota, Metazoa, Chordata, Actinopteri, Salmoniformes, Salmonidae.